CUGCUCACAGGUCAUGUCGGGUGUGAGGAAGUGUAUGGUAAUGAGCCCAGCGUGGCGCUCACUGGCACUGUCCCGAGCCUUCACUACCACAGCUGCAUCUCAUCAAGUAGCAGCAGCAGAACAGCGGACCUCAGAACCUAAACCAGCAUCUGAAAUCCCAGGACCGCGUUCCUACCCAUUCAUAGGCACUUUUUUCUCCAUGAUCUUGAACAAGUCCUUUGCUAACAACAAGAUUCACAUCUACUUCCGAAAGAUGGUAGAGGAACACGGCCCCAUCAUUAAAAUGGAAGUCCCAUUCAAUCCGCCGAUGGUAUGCAUUACGGACCCAAACGAGGUCGAGGCCUUCAUACGAGACACCAUGGACAACCCAGUGAGGCAUGUGUUGGAAUCCUUCAAGAAGAUUAGACAGGAGGAUGCAGACAACUAUUUUGAAAACAAAACUGGCCUAUUGACAGAGAAUGGCCAGGAAUGGUGGAGGGUACGCAGCAGAGUUCAGUCUUCUAUGUUGAGGGUCAAGGAGGUGGUGGCCUACCUGCCUGUCAUGGAUCAGAUUUCGUUGGAGUUCAUGGACAGAAUCGCUUCACUGCAAUCACAGUAUGGAGAGAUGCCAAGUGACUUCCUAAAUGAGAUGUACAAGUGGGCUCUUGAAUCUGUUGGCAGUGUAGCCCUGAAUCGUCGGCUGGGGUGUCUGGAUCCAAACAUCGCACCGGACUCAGAACCCAUACGGAUGAUUAAGCUCGUAAAUGAACUCUUUACUUCUCUGGUUGACGUAGAGAUUUCUCUUCAUAUUUGGAAGUUAUUCCCAACUCCAGCUUUCAGGAAACUCAGGAAGACACAUCAGGAAUUUCUUAAUCUUGACAAGUGCAGAAUUGCGGAUAAGAACAUCCGAGAGACGGAGGCGGCGUUGCUGGCGAAGGAGCCUAGUGAUGACCGGGAACUGACACUGAUGGAGGGACUGCUCCUCAAGCCAGGACUCUCCCGCAAGGACGUGGUCACCCUCAUCCUCGACAUGCUCUUCGCUGGCGUUGAUACAACGUCGCACAGCCUUAGUUUCGCGCUGUACCUGUUGGCUAGACAUCCGGAGGUGCAGACACGACUGCAGGAGGAGGUAGAUACUGUGCUCGGGGACCACAAAGGUCCACUCACUUACCAACACCUGGCCAAGUUCCACUACCUCAAGGCUGUUGUUAAAGAAUCUAUGAGGGUGAUUCCUAGUGUGAUGGCGUUUGCAAGAAUUCUUGAAAAGGAUCGUGUUAUCAGUGGAUACUUAAUUCCUAAAGGGUGGUCAGUAAUGAUAUAUAGCAUGCAGAUGGGUUUGGAUGAAUCGCUCUUCCCUCGAGCAAAUGAGUUCGUACCUGAGCGGUGGUUGAGAGACAGGCCCCUGGGUCCCAUUCAUCCUUACUCCACAGCUCCUUUCGGCGCUGGCAAGAGGAUGUGCAUCGGUCGACGCAUCGCAGAGCAGGAGAUGUAUACCUUCCUCGCUAGAGUGAUGCAGCGCUUCACAGUUGAUUACAAGUAUGAAGAUAUUGAACUUAUUUUUCGUCUGGUGCUUAACUCUGAGAGACCCCUUAAGUUCAGUUUCACGGAGAGGCGCUGAGGCACUGUGAGAGGCACUACUACUGCCAGAGGUGUUGAACUACUGUGAGAUAUACGGACGGACUACUGUGAGAGACGUACAAACUACUGUGAGCGGUGCAACGAAUUUUCAAUUUUUUGGUGCUAUUAUUAUUCUUGAUGAAAGUUCAUGUAAUGUGCUGCUGGUGUUACAUGUGUUGAAAGUGAUACCUGUGUUAUAUAUAAUACAUGUACUUCAGGUGAUAUAUUAUAAUAAUAUGCUUGAUAAAAGCUUAAUUCUUUGUUCCAUAAUAAAUCUGAAACUGUACUGAGACAGAGAACAACAAAAAUAAAACAGCGCUCGUCAUUA
Messenger RNA from Cherax quadricarinatus, 1924 nucleotides. NCBI's taxonomy places the organism in Eukaryota, Metazoa, Arthropoda, Malacostraca, Decapoda, Parastacidae. The record is from RefSeq and is a predicted model, not a curated record.